AUGUGUCUCUGUCUGUCAGGCCUCCUCACACCGCCGUAUGGACUGCCUGUCUACCCUCAGACAACCACAUGCUACCCAAGUUUAGUGCAGGGGGGUCCCACUCAGGAGGCCGGCAGUGCUGACCCUGCCCUGUCCCAGGUCUAUGCCCCGCCCCCCUCUUACCCCCCUCCAGGGCAGGGGCCACCCUCCUCAGCAGGACGCCUACCGGCUCUGGACUUCAGUUCCCCUCACACCAGCUCAGAGUACCCCGAGCAUGCCUCUAUGAGGGUGUACCAGGGCCCUCAGCACGAGGCCGAGAGCCUGGGCUCCUCUAACACGCAGGAGGACGGCCUUACCGCGGGGGGUUCGGAUCCCAAUCUCCCCGUGUCGGGAGGGGGCAGUGGGGCUGGCAGCGGCAGUGAUGAGGAGGGCUCCAGUAAAUCGCAGCCAAAACGCCUCCACGUGUCCAACAUCCCCUUUCGCUUCAGGGACCCCGAUCUACGACAGAUGUUUGGGCAAUUUGGUAAGAUCCUUGAUGUGGAGAUUAUCUUCAACGAGAGAGGUUCUAAGGGAUUUGGAUUUGUAACAUUUGAGAGUGCGGCUGAGGCCGAUCGGGCGCGAGAAAAAUUAAACGGAACUAUUGUUGAAGGGAGGAAAAUUGAGGUAAAUAAUGCCACUGCCAGAGUUGUGACCAAGAAGCCUCAGACGGCUCUGGUGAACGGAGAACUGUCCACUUCGGGAUGGAAGAUUAACCCUGUGAUGGGAGCCAUGUACGCACCCGAACUCUACACUGUUGCCAGUUUCCCGUAUCCUAUGGCCACUCCCACAUUAGCCUAUCGGGGGUCUGCUCUUCGAGGCCGCGGCCGAGCUGUCUACAACACCAUCCGCUCUGCUGCUGCUGCCACUCCGACCGCCCUGCCUGCCUACCCCGGGGUGGUGUAUCAGGACGGGCUGUAUGGAGCAGAAGUCUAUGGAGGCUAUCCCGCAGCUUACCGAGUGGCCCAGUCCGCGUCUGCAGCCACAGCGUACAGUGACGGAUACGGCCGUGUUUAUGCCGCAGCUGCAGAUCCCUAUCACCACUCAGUCGGACCCACAACAACAUACGGAGUCGGGACAAUGGCCAGUUUGUAUAGAGGAGGCUACAACCGCUUCACCCCUUACUGA
Molecule: messenger RNA, 1143 nt
Organism: Knipowitschia caucasica
Lineage: Eukaryota; Metazoa; Chordata; Actinopteri; Gobiiformes; Gobiidae
Source: the annotation of a GenBank genome assembly